GUGACUCAGUAAAGCAAAUUGAAUCAUUAGAAGAAAACAAACUACUUGAGACAAAGGCAUUUGAAACAAAAAAGAAAUCAACAAAUGAGCUCUCUAUGUUAAUAUCAGGAUAUUUCGUAAAGAAUUUUAAGAAUAUAAAGGAGAGAAAAGCUUUGGCAAAUGCAGAGAAGGGUAGACUUUUAGGAAUAUUGACGACAUUAGAUUCAUCAUUAGCUGAAGACUGCGUUAAAUUCUUCGAAAAUUGUGACAACGACAACAUUGAUAUAAUUGAAUUGAAUUUAGACUAUCUUAAUUACUUUAUUCAUUACCAAUUAAUCCCGAUGAUUCGAAAAAGUUUAAUGUGA
This is a messenger RNA of Dentiscutata erythropus, 344 nucleotides long. The record is from the annotation of a GenBank genome assembly. Lineage: Eukaryota; Fungi; Glomeromycota; Glomeromycetes; Diversisporales; Gigasporaceae.